Anneissia japonica is the source of this 1206-nucleotide messenger RNA. Its product is annotated as serine/arginine repetitive matrix protein 2-like. The coding region runs from base 1 to 1206 and encodes 401 amino acids. The transcript has a single exon. The record is from RefSeq and is a predicted model, not a curated record. Lineage: Eukaryota; Metazoa; Echinodermata; Crinoidea; Comatulida; Comatulidae.
AUGUGUUAUUUAUGUACCCGGAACAGGCCUGAGUCACGAACGCCCUCGAAUCGGCAGGAAGAUGUCGCUUUUGGUGAAUCACCUGAAGGCGAGGAACGACCUCGCGUACGUCGGCGAACGUACGAAUCCUCUGUGCUUCAAAGGCUCGGAGCAGAUCGAAGUUCGCGUUUCAGAGUUCUAGACGACGAAGGUGUGGAUAAUGGCGACGUUCGAAAGCCGGAAGCCGAACGGGGUCGUCGAUCUUUACGACGCGGCCGAUUCAAGACUGGUGCGUGCUCUGAUCAAGUUCAUGAACGAGGACAGAGAUCGAGAUUUUGUGGACGCGCCCUCGUACGACGAGCGCGUCGCCUGCUUGGACAUGGCAGAGCGGACGGGUUGCAAGGAUGCGAUCUGCGUGUUCGUUUCGGCCGUGUACGAACUAUCAGCGAACGAUCAGCUCAGAGCGAGGAGAACCGCAGUACGCAUCUGUUCCCCGACCCUGAUGAAUGCCGUCGAUUCGGCCGUGUGCAGGACGUUCGGCAAGCUGAUGCUUCAUCAGCAGGAGCUUCGAUGGCACGAGCUGGCCACGUGGCUCGAAACGUCCAGACACGACGAUCCGGUGGAAGGUCCGAAGAUCGAAAACGUUUACUACGCGUCCGAAGGAUACCUGCUGCAUCUGGUCCGGAAGUGGCUGACCUCCAAUCCCGGAGAAAGCAAGCGGGACAAGCACGCGCUGGUCGGUCUGAUUCGACCGAGGUUGCUGAACGAUCCGGACGUGCUGCUGAGCGUCCACCGCAAGCUCUUUCAUCUGUCGUCCAUCGACCAGCUCUUCAAGGACGCGACCGAAUACGCAAAGUCCGUUUUCCGGCACCACUCGAUGAACGAGAACGACGCGCUCGGCGUCCGUCACAGCGUUCCGCAGACGGCGACCUUCGGCACUUCUCCUGCGUGCCGUCCGCCGAAACCUUCCGUUCGUCCAUUCGUGCACGUCCAGAACUCCUCCAUGAUCGCUUCUUUUUACCGAACGGCGGUAGCGAGGAACCUUGCGUACAUGGUUUGUCCGGACGGGAGCCUCGAAUACUGUUGCUCGAUGCGCCUGCUCCGCUACAAUCCGAUCAACGGCACGUUCGUCAGAUUGUCGGAUUCGCUGGUGCCGCGAACGAACGAGUCGGUGUCCUUGUGCCGGAUCGACGAACACGUCCUUCUGCUGAGCGGCGGGGGCCCUAA